Molecule: messenger RNA, 921 nt
Organism: Hyposmocoma kahamanoa
Lineage: Eukaryota; Metazoa; Arthropoda; Insecta; Lepidoptera; Cosmopterigidae
Gene: Rpb7
Product: DNA-directed RNA polymerase II subunit RPB7
Exons: 6
Coding region: 106-627 (173 amino acids)
Biological process (GO): positive regulation of translational initiation; DNA-templated transcription; transcription initiation at RNA polymerase II promoter
Cellular component (GO): RNA polymerase II, core complex; P-body
Molecular function (GO): translation initiation factor binding; single-stranded DNA binding; single-stranded RNA binding
Source: RefSeq, a predicted model, not a curated record
AAAGCCGAAUGUAAAAUUCGUGAAUUUCAAUUAAAAACUGAUGUAAUUGUAAAAGCUAAAAGGCAUGAGGAUCGUUAGUUAAUAAAAGAUUAAUAAAUAUAGAAAAUGUUUUACCACAUUUCAUUGGAACAUGAGAUUCUAUUACAUCCACGAUACUUCGGUCCACAAUUACUAGAUACGGUGAAGCAGAAAUUAUAUACAGAAGUCGAAGGAACAUGCACUGGAAAGUACGGUUUUGUGAUCGCAGUAACGACAAUAGAUAAUAUAGGAGCUGGUUUAAUUCAACCAGGCCAAGGUUUCGUUGUGUACCCUGUCAAAUACAAGGCGAUUGUGUUUCGACCAUUCAAAGGGGAGGUUCUUGAGGCGAUAGUUACGCAAGUAAAUAAGGUGGGAAUGUUUGCCCAAAUAGGACCCCUAAGUUGUUUCAUUUCACAUCAUUCUAUUCCAGCUGAUAUGGAGUUCUGUCCAAAUGUGAAUCCACCCUGUUAUAAGAGUAAGCAGGAAGACAAUGUCAUACAGGAAGAAGAUGUCAUCAGAUUGAAAAUAGUUGGCACAAGAGUGGAUGCUAAUGGCAUCUUUGCCAUUGGGACGCUGAUGGAUGAUUACCUAGGAUUAGUUACACAAUAAGAUUAUGUAAUAAAUGAAUUUAAACAACUCCUCUGGUAUUAUCAUUUAUUUGGCAAUCAAAUAAUAGGUUAAAUUCCAUAUGUACACAUUGUAACAAAACAAUCCAAAAAAGGAUAAUAUAUUUGGACAUCUCAGUCUAUUUGGGCAGUACAGUUUCACAGAACAGGUAAAUGAGGAUUCGUUAAUUCUAAUACAGUCACCUUAUAUCUAUUACACCCUUUAAUAUUGUAUAAAAACAGUGCAGAACAAUUUUAUUAUGGUGAAACAGUUUAAUUGAAAAUCAUUUAGUGCAUU